Messenger RNA from Vigna angularis (adzuki bean), 450 nucleotides. Its product is annotated as auxin-responsive protein SAUR21. The transcript has a single exon. NCBI's taxonomy places the organism in Eukaryota, Viridiplantae, Streptophyta, Magnoliopsida, Fabales, Fabaceae. Bases 1 to 294 code for a protein of 97 amino acids. The record is from RefSeq and is a predicted model, not a curated record. Gene Ontology annotation, biological process: response to auxin.
AUGGCUAUUCGUUUGCCUUGUGUUUUGAGUGCAAAAUACAUUCUUCGUCGAUCAAAUCCGCUUGCAAAUCAUGCAGCUGCAACAUCAGUGGGUGUGCCUAAAGGGCACUUUGCUGUGUACGUUGGAGAGGGUAAAAAGAAGAGAUUUGUGAUACCAGUAUCAGUGUUGAAUCAACCCUCAUUUCAGCGACUGUUAAGCAUAGCAGAGGAAGAAUUUGGCUUCAGUCAUCCAAUGGGUGGGCUUACGAUUCCAUGCACAGAAGACAUUUUCCUUAACAUCAUCUUCUUUUCGUAGGCCAUGACAUGCAGUUACAGUAAACUUUAAGACAGUUCUUCUUUUAUGGUUUUUUAUUUUCACAUGGGCUUCAUACUCAUGCAGAAAAGUUACUAUGAUGCUGUUGGAUUUUGAGAACUGUCGGCAAAUAAUGAUGCAUUUAAAGUAUUACUAUGU